Messenger RNA from Lolium rigidum, 1747 nucleotides. Its product is annotated as probable protein phosphatase 2C 58. Gene Ontology annotation, molecular function: cation binding; protein serine/threonine phosphatase activity. The transcript has 14 exons. NCBI's taxonomy places the organism in Eukaryota, Viridiplantae, Streptophyta, Magnoliopsida, Poales, Poaceae. The record is from RefSeq and is a predicted model, not a curated record. Gene Ontology annotation, biological process: protein dephosphorylation. Bases 255 to 1385 code for a protein of 376 amino acids.
CGCCCGCCCGUCCGCUCUCGGAUCUCCCCGCCCGCAGCCGAAGCGCCAAGGGACUUUGGAGCACAGAACAUAUUGGCCAAAGAACUUUGAUCGAUCCAUUGGCAUGUUAAGAAGAAACACUGAAGCUACUUGCUGUAGCUAUUAUCAGAUGUGCACAUUCCCAGUUUUAUGAGCUUAUGAGGAGUUACUGAAGUUACGCGCGUAAUCUGCCUCCAACCUUACUGGUUUUGGGCCUGGUAUAUAUAUUUUCAAAAAUGGGAGUUUACCUUAGUACCCCCAAAACUGAGAAACUAUCUGAAGAUGGUGAGAAUGAUCAACUUAAAUUUGGACUUUCAUCUAUGCAAGGGUGGCGUGCAAGUAUGGAAGAUGCUCAUUCAGCUUUGCUAGAUCUUGACAAGGACACAUCAUUCUUCGGUGUUUUCGAUGGACAUGGAGGAAAAGUGGUUGCCAAAUUCUGCUCAAAAUAUCUACACAGAGAAGUUCUCAAAAGUGAAGGCUAUGCAGCUGGUGACCUGGGCACUGCUGUCCAUAGAGCUUUCUUCAGAAUGGAUGAGAUGAUGCGGGGUCAAAGAGGCUGGCGGGAACUACAGGCACUUGGAGAUAAGAUGAACCAGUUUACUGGCAUGAUAGAAGGAUUGAUCUGGUCUCCAAGAGGCAGCGAUUCAAAUGUUCAACAUGAUGAUUGGGCUUUUGAGGAGGGACCUCACUCGGAUUUUAGCGGGCCAACCUGUGGGUGCACAGCCUGUGUUGCAAUACUAAGAAAUAGUAAACUUGUGGUGGCAAAUGCCGGAGAUUCCCGCUGUGUUAUCUCAAGGAACGGCCAGGCAUACAAUUUAUCAAGAGACCACAAACCAGAGCUUGAAGCGGAGAGAGAACGAAUAAUAAAAGCAGGGGGUUACAUCCAAAUGGGACGAGUAAAUGGAACAAUAAACUUGUCAAGAGCAAUUGGAGAUAUGGAAUUCAAACAGAAUAAAUUCUUGUCUCCUGAUAAGCAAAUGUUGACAGCAAACCCAGACAUCAACACUGUGGAGCUUUGUGAGGAUGACGACUUUCUUGUUUUAGCAUGUGAUGGCAUUUGGGACUGCAUGUCUAGCCAACAGCUGGUCGAUUUCAUCCACGAGCACAUAAACACAGAGAGCAGCCUUUCUGCAGUGUGUGAAAAGGUGCUCGAUAGAUGCCUGGCUCCAUCAACAUUAGGUGGAGAAGGAUGCGACAACAUGACAAUGAUCCUAGUGCAGUUCAAGAAGCCAAUUUACCAUGGCAAUGAUGGCAGUGCUGGUGAACAGUCAGCGGACAAGAAUAUCAAUGCUGAUGAACAAUCAGCUACUGAGGAUAGGAAUGCCGGUGCUAGAGGGCAGUCACCUGGUGACAUGGAAGGGUUGUGAGCCAACUGAUCAACUCCAUGCGCGAACGGGGAGAAGAACCUGUGCUGUCGUGGUCUGGUAAACAUAAAGAACGAUUUCUGAAUCCCAGUGUGAUACACUGAUGCUGCAGUGGGUUAAACCAUGCAUGCAUGGCGAAAAAUUCCCAUGUAAAUAUCGCCUGUGUGUUGAAUUGUUGAUACAGCCAGGGAAUAACAGUACACAUAAGCGGCUAGUCCAUGCCGUUUUUCGUGUUUUUUUUCUCUCUCUGGCCAAUCGAUCUGCGCUUCCCUUUUCUUUUGGUUGUGAUGAUUUGGUGUUGUCGGACGUAACCUGACUGUACCUUUGAGUGGAGAUGAAUAUAUUUAGUUCCCUUGCCAAAUUUA